AAACUCUUCACUCUUACUUUCCUCUCCGGACUUUGUCUCCCCUUUUCUUCCUCUCUGUAUUCCUAACUCAAGAUAAACUCGGGAUUACACAUUCUGACGCUGAGGAGAAGAUGAAGUCCCACACGUUUUUCCUUGCCACCUGUGUGACCCUGCUCUCGCUGUGUCAUGCCACUCCGCUGUACAACAUCUCCAUGGACGGCAGUGGGGAUGAAGCAGGGCUGGAGCUCCUUCCCAUCUCCUUCACCACUCGAGCCCCCGUUCUCAUCUCCGCUGCUACGGGACCCCCCAGCCUCACCGCCACCAUCACCAACACCAUCACCACCACCAUGAUCCGCCUGAAGGACUUUGUCUUCACCCGAGUGGUGGACUUCCUGCAGGAGCAUCUGCUCAUCAUCAUCGUUGUGACUUCUCUACUCAUCGUCAUGGUCUUCAUCAUCUGCUGUGCCUCUGCCAUGAGUCAGAAGCGCAAGCUGGAAGCCUACAAACCCCUCCCUAACUCAAACAAGAAGCUUGCGGCAAGCAAAACAAACGCACCCAAGAACUCCAGUGAGCCCGUGGAGAGGCCCUACGCCGUGGACCACGUCAAGAGGGUCCAGACUCAGAGCAUGGCCUCCCCCAAGACCCUGCGCCAGCCCUCCAAGGCUCUGGUGGGAGAGAGGGGGCGGGACGUCCGGUCGUCGCCUCGCCAGGAGGUGAAGAAGGUCCGGGAGGUCGAGGAGGUGGAAAAGCGCCAAGAGGAGCCCAAACAGAAAGAGCAGCCGAGGCCCAGGGAGGAGGUGCAGCAGAGCCCCAGCACCAGCACCAGCCCCGCCUGCACCGUCUGCACCUGCCACCUGAAGAAGGGUCACCACUAGGGGUCAGGGCUGAUGGUGGCAACCAUGACAGAACAACAAGAUCUGACUGGUUAUACUGUACACAUUUGGAAAGAAGUCAUUGGGAUUGGAAUCUGAAAUACCUUUGGAUAACAACAGCCAGCAGGAAAUGUAUUUGUAAAGCUCACUCCCAAAAUAUAACUCUCAUCUGAUCUGAAUGAAAUUAAAAGUUAAACUAUUGAAUUUAGCUGCAUACAUUCUGUCUACAAAAGUUGCAUCUUAAAGUUUUUGAUUUA
Messenger RNA from Notothenia coriiceps (black rockcod), 1108 nucleotides. It is a transcript of the gene tmem119a, whose product is annotated as transmembrane protein 119a. The transcript has 2 exons. Lineage: Eukaryota; Metazoa; Chordata; Actinopteri; Perciformes; Nototheniidae. Gene Ontology annotation, biological process: positive regulation of osteoblast proliferation; positive regulation of osteoblast differentiation; positive regulation of bone mineralization. Gene Ontology annotation, cellular component: plasma membrane. The record is from RefSeq and is a predicted model, not a curated record. The coding region runs from base 111 to 854 and encodes 247 amino acids.